This is a messenger RNA of Betta splendens (Siamese fighting fish), 2136 nucleotides long. RefSeq names its product mucin-13. Lineage: Eukaryota; Metazoa; Chordata; Actinopteri; Anabantiformes; Osphronemidae. Gene Ontology annotation, biological process: cell-cell junction assembly. The transcript is spliced from 12 exons. The record is from RefSeq and is a predicted model, not a curated record. Bases 109 to 1707 code for a protein of 532 amino acids.
UUCGAGGGCGUAGCUAAGCAUUAAAACCAGUGAAGGAAAGGCUGGACUCUCAUUACCCACGGUUCAGGAGCUAAACUCUGGCGAAGCGUUGUCCUGAGGGCUUUUCCAAUGGCUAAAGAAUUCAAACUGCUGUGCAUCGUCUGGCUGAUUGUAGCCUUCUCAUCAGCCUUGAGUGUUUCAGCUGAGGGUGAAGUCACUGAACCCCCAGCAGAACCCACUACAACAACCCUAGAAACCACUACGACAACAGAAGCCACAACAACAACAACCCUAGAAACCACUACGACAACAGAAGCCACAACAACAACAACCCUAGAAACCACUACGACAUCAGAAGCCACAACAACAACAACAACCCUAGAAACCACUACGACAUCAGAAGCCACAACAACAACAACCCUAGAAACCACUACGACAUCAGAAGCCAAUACAACGGCAACAGCCAAUACAACGGCUACACCAGAUCCAACUGGCUCAACACAAACGCCUCCAACAACAAAACCAGUUCCUCCCACUACAGAGCGUCCAGGUCCCUGUGCAUCAAACCCAUGUGGUCGUGGCAGCACUUGUGACCCUCGUGUCAAUGACACGUUCGUCUGCUUGUGUUUGCCUGGUGAUGUCUACAAUGAAGGCAGCAGAGGUUGUGAUAACGCCAAGGUUUUCCCUGGAAACUUAGAUGUGCCUGGAAUAAAAUAUGAUGCAAAAAUGAAAAACAAGGCGUCGCAAGAAUUUAGAGAUGCCUCAAGUAAAAUUAUCAAUGCACUGUCACCAUUAUUCCAGAAGCAGAACGGCUACCUUGAGUCUAUUGUGGUUGAAAUCCAACAGGCGCCAGCAACAGCACGUGCGUCACAGGGAGAUGGUGUCAGAGCAACUGUAGACAUCAUCUUUGAAGCCAGUUCUGAAGUCAAAUCAGCCGCUGUUGACAAAGUGAUCCAGGAAGCUGUUGGCUGUACAGACUGUGUGCUGGCAGGAGGGGAAUUUAAAAUGAAAAACCUGUGUGACUCCAACACCUGUGACAGCGAAACUACCAACUGCACUUCAACAGAUGGAGUCUUUACAUGUCCCUGUAAUGACGGCUACAUCAAGACAGACUUCAGUGUCAGAAUGUGUUCUGCUUGUCCCAGUGGACAACGUUCACCAGAUUCUAAGACGUGUGAAGCUUGUUCCUUUGGAUAUUCUGGUUUUAACUGCAAGGACUCCUGGCAGCUGGUGCUGGUCAUCGUGGGCUCAGUGCUUGGUGGGCUGCUGCUCAUAUCACUCAUCCUUCUGCCCGUGGUGGCACUCAAAUGCUCAAAGAAGAGCUCCAAGAGUAACGACUAUGAAGACAUUGGGAAAUCCUACGCCGACCCGGCUCCUGUCAAGUUACCACUGGGUAACGGCACCAGACCAGCCCAGCCUGUUAACGGGUCCAGCUUUGCCGACGCCUCGGUGCCUAAAAUCCCACGGGCCACCACCAAUAACUGGGACAGCAGAACCAACUUGGAGAUGACCCAAAGCAACAGCCGUCAAAAUCUGAUCUCUGCAGACAAAAGUUCGCGGCUUUAUGAAGACCAAGAUGACCUGAGCCCAUAUGCUCAGUCUCGCCCCGGUAGCUAUGUUCAAGCACGACCCCAGAACAACCCGUACGCCCAGCGGCCCCAGGUGAACCCCUAUGCCCAGAGCCAAGGCCAGAGCAACCCUUACUACAGCGGACGGCGCUUCAACUGAUGGGGGAACUCUGCCACACUGACACUAGCCCACAUCAGCUGUCCUCCCCUGAGAGGUGCAACCACAAGCACCUUCUCUUGUUAAUGCACAUCUGUGACCAAAUAUGAGCUUGAACCCGUCUAUGAAUUUACAAGAAUUCAAAUUCUUUUACGUUUACGAUGAGUGACAAAGUGAAUGAGGUAAGUUUAUUGUUUUAAUAAAUCCAUAUGAAUCCUUCUGCAAAUCAGUUCCUAAUGUUUUUGCAUAUUUCAGUGAAAUGUUUACUAUGUACACUACUAAAAGUUUCUGUAUUUUGUUUUGUGUAACUGGGAUUAUAUUUUAUUUAUAUUUAACCUCUUUCAUGGCUGAUUUUUGCCAAUUUGCCACUGAGUAUGAAUAAAAUAAUAAAUGUUUCAUUCACUUAAUUCUUGAAUAAAACCAAUAAUAAGC